ACCGGGCUUGAGGAGGGGUUCAGCGGGCUCGUGGCCCCGGGCACAGAGCCGGCUACGCGACGAAUCCCUGUGCCCAUUGCUGAGCAUCAAGACAAGAAUAAAACCGGUAGCGGCGCAGACAACUGGUAGCAGCGUAGAAAACAAAAGAAGGUCUUGAAACCGUGAUUUCAGUUAGGGCCAUGAGAGUAGAGUAAACGAAACCGGAACUGAAAAACUACAACUCCCAGAAGGCCCCUGGCUUCCUGGACCUCGAAGCCUGAUGGGACCAGUAGUUCUGCGCACGGCUCAACCUAGACGCUUGAGGCUGAAGUGGUGCGGCUUAGGGGCCGGGAACGGGAGAGAUGGAGCUGGAGCAGAGAGAGGGAACCAUGGCAGCCGUGGGUUUCGAGGAGUUCUCGGCGCCGCCAGGCUCAGAGUUGGCGCUGCCCCCGCUGUUCGGCGGGCACAUCCUGGAGAGCGAGCUAGAGACCGAAGUGGAGUUUGUAUCCGGCGGCUUGGGGGGCUCGGGGCUCCGGGAGCGCGACGAAGAGGAGGAGGCAGCCCGAGGGCAGCGGCGGCGCCAGCGGGAGCUGAACCGCAGGAAGUACCAGGCGCUGGUCCGGCGCUGCAGGGAGAUCGAGCAGGUGAAUGAGCGGGUCCUGGACAGGCUGCACCAGGUACAGCGGAUAACUCGGAGGCUGCAGCAGGAGCGCAGGUUCCUCAUGAGGGUGCUAGACUCCUAUGGAGAUGACUACCGGGCCAGCCAGUUCACCAUCAUGCUGGAGGACGAGGGCAGUCAGGGCACAGAUGCCCCCACCCCGGGCAAUGCUGAGAAUGAGCCUGCAGAGAAGGAGGGGCUGUCCCCGUCCAGAAGGACUUCCGUACCCCCUGAAGCUAGCAGCAGCCCAGCCCCUGGAGAAGGGCCCAGCGGGCGAAAGAGGCGGCGAGCACAGCGGGAUGGGGGCCGAGUGGGCCCAGGAGCAGCACUGACCCCGGAACUGGCCCCUGUGCAGAUUAAGGUAGAGGAAGACUUUGGCUUUGAAGCAGAGGAGGCCCUGGAUUCGAGUUGGGUUUCUCGGGGGCCUGACAAGCUGCUGCCCUACCCUACCCUAGCCAGCCCACCCUUCGACUGAGUCCACCCCAAUAAACCAACUCUCAUUCCUGACCACACACUCACAA
Molecule: messenger RNA, 1158 nt
Organism: Cavia porcellus (domestic guinea pig)
Lineage: Eukaryota; Metazoa; Chordata; Mammalia; Rodentia; Caviidae
Gene: Tfpt
Product: TCF3 fusion partner
Exons: 6
Coding region: 342-1112 (256 amino acids)
Biological process (GO): positive regulation of apoptotic process; apoptotic signaling pathway; apoptotic process
Cellular component (GO): Ino80 complex
Molecular function (GO): DNA binding
Source: RefSeq, a predicted model, not a curated record